Fonsecaea multimorphosa CBS 102226 is the source of this 1263-nucleotide messenger RNA. RefSeq lists its product as uncharacterized. Lineage: Eukaryota; Fungi; Ascomycota; Eurotiomycetes; Chaetothyriales; Herpotrichiellaceae. Gene Ontology annotation, molecular function: D-mannose binding. The record is from RefSeq and is a predicted model, not a curated record. Bases 1 to 1263 code for a protein of 420 amino acids. The transcript has a single exon. Gene Ontology annotation, cellular component: endoplasmic reticulum-Golgi intermediate compartment; Golgi membrane; endoplasmic reticulum membrane. Gene Ontology annotation, biological process: endoplasmic reticulum to Golgi vesicle-mediated transport; Golgi organization; endoplasmic reticulum organization.
AUGAAGAUCAGUCUUUCCUCCUCGUUGUUCUCCCUUCUCUGGGUCACGGCGUCACUUGCUCAAAAUUUCAUCGACGAAAUGUCCUUUGGACAUAAACAAACCAUCUCGCCAAAUUCCUUUGCCAUUCCUGGUUGGUCCAUGCUCGGCGAGGGACAUCUGCCUCAACUGCUGUCGGACAAAGUCAUCCUUACACCUCCAUAUGGCGGCCACAAGCGGGGAGCAUUAUGGACUGAGCAGAAGAACUCAUUACAAGAUUGGACUGUGGACUUCAAAUUUAGAGCAAGUGCUGCGGAUAGAGGCAGUGGGAAUUUGCAGCUGUGGUACGUGGCCAAUGGGGACAAGACAGUGAGCACGUCCAGCAUAUACACCGCGGGCAACUGGGAAGGACUUGCGAUAGUCGUUGAUACAGUAGGAGGAAUACAGAAGAUUCGAGGAUUUCUCAAUGAUGGGACUGUCGAUUACAGAAACCACCCAAACGUGGACAGCCUAGCAUUUGGGCACUGCGACUACGUCUACCGCAAUCUCGGACGACCAUCUCACAUCAAUGUGAGACAUACUCGGGCCGGAGGUCUCGAAGUUCGUAUGGAUGAUAAAAUGUGCUUCACAACGGCGAAAGUCUCACUACCAUCGGAUUAUGGCUUUGGGAUGACAGCAGCGUCAGGAGAUCCUCCCGACUCCUUCGAAGUGUUUGCGUUUACUCUAUCGCCCAUCACCGUGCCAACGCCCCAGCAAGGAACGAACCAACAAGCAUUUUCGCAAAAUCAAAAUCAAGGCCAAGGGAUGAUGCAAAUGGACGAUCACCCGGCCUCCUAUUACACCACGACCGAAACCCAAUUUGCGGACCUCCAUAACCGCCUCAACCUCAUCUCGAAAUCCAUCCAGAACCUCUUCGCCGAAGUGCAACGCGUCUCUUCCUCGUUGGAGUCCCGACACGCCGAGAUCCUGGCCCGCAUGCCCAAUGCACAAUCUAUUCUUAGUCUUGAUAACCGGAUGGCCAACCUCGACCGGGUCGUCUCCUCUCUGGAGAAGGAGUUGAAGAGCGGCGACCACCGCACGCAGUUUGCGAAAUUGAGCGAGCAAAUCGCGCAGACCCAUGUGGGCGUGACGGAACACGUGCCACAGAGGUUGAGGGAAUAUGUCAUUGCGCACACGCCCAGGAUCGGAUUCAUCCUGUAUAGUUUUAUGGCGUUCCAGACAUGUUGCAUUGGUGUGUUUGUAUGGUAUAAAUGGCGGAAGAGCACGAUGCCCAAGAAAUACCUGUAG